UAAAUAUAUAUCAUGAGUUAAUGAAAAAUGGAAUUUUGAUCACCAAUUUUAGUUACAAAGUUUGAAACUUUAUCUUUGAUAUAUCUAUUUGACCAUAAAAUUUGAUCAAAACUUUUUAAAAUAUGAUCUUUUUAGGACUUAUCUCAUUUUUUUUUCAAGUAAAAAUUCAAAUUUUCGAGUUUCAACUUCAAAAUCUACGACCAGACAGAGUUUUUAGUAUGUGGGUGAGUUUUGUUUUAUGAAAAGAUUGGAUCUUUAUUAAUACCAUAGCUUAAAAUGGAAAUGUAAAAAAAAAAUCAGUUUUAGGAAAGACCCUGUUUUGGGAUUAUUUUAUAUUUUAUAUUUUCAAUUUAGAUACCAUAGAACUAUGAUGUUUCUUGAUGUUUGAUCUGGUGAUGUUAAUCAACAUUUAAAAAAUAUAUAUAUAUAUGGAUAUGAUCUUACUUUGCAAGAUAUUUUUUUUUAUAUGUUUUUGGAAUUAAGUAUGUUAAAGUUGUGUAAUUUGGAAAGCACAAGGAUUAUAUGCCCUGAAAUAUUCAGAUCGUGUGGGUGUAGCGGAAACAGUCUCUCUAUCCUAAAAAGAUAGGGUAACGUCUACGUACAUCCUACACUCUUCAGAUCCCACUUGUGGGAUUACACACCGGAUCACUUUAGAAGGAGAAGUUACACAAAGCAAACAAGUUGAUGAACUUGUUGAUCCAACUGCAGACUCGUCGAUUGAACCAGAAACAUCAUCUGGUAUAAGCGAUGACAUCAAGAUGCAGGACGCGGAUAAAGAGACGUUAUCAUCAAAAUCUAUCGAGGAGGAGGAUUCGAGUGAGGAGAAGGCACUCAAGAAGCCUGAUAAAUUGAUUCCAUGUCCGCGAUGUAAUAGCAUGGAAACAAAGUUCUGUUAUUACAAUAAUUACAACGUCAAUCAGCCUCGUUACUUCUGCAAGAACUGCCAGAGAUAUUGGACUGCUGGAGGUACAAUGAGAAAUGUGCCUGUGGGAUCUGGUCGUCGUAAGAACAAGAGUUCUUCCAUAUCGAAUUAUCCUCUUCAAGCAGGUCGAGUCGAAGCAGCAGCUCACGGAAUGCAUCUUCCUGCUUCAAGGACAAAUGGAACUGUCCUUACAUUUGGAUCAGAUAAACCCCUUUGUGACUCUAUGGUUUCUGCAUUGAACUUAGCUGAGAAUUCACAUAAUAUGAAUCGAAAUGAAUACCAUGGAUCGGAACGAAGAAUGCCUACAAUCGGGAAUGAUCAAUCAAAUGGAAGUUGUAGUACAGCUUCAAGUGUAACUGACAAAGAAAGCAGUGCUGGUACUCAUGAUUUAGCUAAUUGGAAUAAUUUCCAGCCAUUUCCUCCUCAAGUACCCUACUUUCAGGGUGCUCCGUGGCCUUAUUCUGGCUUUCCAGUAUCAUUCUAUCCAGCAGCACCGUACUGGGGAUGCACCGUGCCAAACCCUUGGAACGUACCUUGGCUUUCAUCCGAUCAAUCAGUCCAUAACAACAGUCCUACCUCACCGACAUUAGGAAAACAUUCUCGAGAUGAAAGCAAGCUUGAUCCAUCACAAUCAAGGAGAAGAGAUACUACUUUGCAGGAUAGAGAAGGGGAGAGAUGUGUACUGAUUCCGAAGACAUUAAGGAUUCAUGAUCCAAAUGAAGCGGCUAAAAGCUCUAUAUGGUCAACACUAGGUAUCAGGAAUGAGAAGAUUGAUUCGACUCGUGGUACAAUGCUCUUCAGUGCCUUUAAUCCAAAAGCUGAUCAUAGAAAUCGCGAACUUGACACUUCUUUUGCCUUGCAAGCUAAUCCAGCAGCCUUGUCUAGAUCACUUCAUUUUCGUGAGAGUACACGAUGAUAUAAGACUUACAACAUGGUUCAUGGUUGCCUAGUACCAAUCAUUCAUGUUAAGUCUCUUGCAUAAAAUGCAGGAUAAAGCUGCGUACAGUUGACCUUUGUGGACUGGCCCUUCCUCGGACCCUGCGCAUAGCGGGUUCUUGUGUCUAGGAGGAGAAGGAGACAGAUGCAUAGUGUCUACAAGUUUUAUAGUUUUGCAGUACUAUGUGUACCUUGUACAUAGACCUGUAGAGUUAUAUUUAAUAGAUAGAGAUAAAUAAGAUGCAGCUGAAGUUUUUACUUGACUUCUGAUAUUGAUUGUUUUAUAUUCUAAAUAUUUGAGUUAUUUUUAUGACUA
Molecule: messenger RNA, 2174 nt
Organism: Solanum pennellii
Lineage: Eukaryota; Viridiplantae; Streptophyta; Magnoliopsida; Solanales; Solanaceae
Product: cyclic dof factor 1
Exons: 2
Coding region: 759-1838 (359 amino acids)
Biological process (GO): regulation of DNA-templated transcription
Molecular function (GO): DNA binding; DNA-binding transcription factor activity
Source: RefSeq, a predicted model, not a curated record